Gastrolobium bilobum is the source of this 475-nucleotide messenger RNA. RefSeq lists its product as uncharacterized. The transcript has a single exon. Lineage: Eukaryota; Viridiplantae; Streptophyta; Magnoliopsida; Fabales; Fabaceae. The record is from RefSeq and is a predicted model, not a curated record. Bases 21 to 347 code for a protein of 108 amino acids.
CAAACAAAAAAGAUAGAGAAAUGGCUUUCACGAUUUCUAGAGCUCAAUCAGCUUUGCCAGGGAGCGAGAAGGAGAACCUUGAUGCCUUACAGUACAAGCUUAAGAACUCUGCAACAGUUGGUGAUGGUGGCAUCUCAAGCCAGCUCCACUUGAAGUCUUCGUUGUCUUCCGAAUCCUCUUCUCAAAACUUGGACAAACAUGUUGUCCUCCGACGCAUCCGGCAACGCAAGACCUACAACAAAGCCAAAAGCGCAGUUGAAACUCUAUUGGGCAACUCAGAAGCCAAUACAGCCUCUGCCCAAGAACAACAGUGGCUCCAACAUGGUGACAUUUUUUCUGCUCCUUAACUAUAAAAAUAAUCACUCCCUACCCACCUAUUAAAAUAGCCUCAGAUGACUCUUAUGUCAUUAUGCUUUGAAUACAAUGUUCAAUUGGUAUAUUGAGUGUGGAAAAGUACUAAACUUUGCUAGUGUAU